AUGGCCCAGCAGGAAAUAGCCUACCGAACCUCCGCCAUGUCGAACGGAACCUGGAAUUCCCCGCGCAGUGUCAUCUACAAUGACAGUUCAUAUCCAGGUAACGCGCGUGAGGGCGGAUACUCAAGCUCAAGUGUGAUAUACUCGUCCGGGUCCGGUCCAGCGUACGGUUCAUCGGCCAAUGUGUCGGCUGUGGGGACCAGUGGUCCAGUCGGACGGCACCAGUCCGCAUAUUCUCCAUCGCCAGUUUACAUCUCGAGAGCGCAGUCUGGGCCAUAUGGAACUUCUUCUGGAGUAGGGUAUGGCUCAUAUAAUAGCACGAGCUCACAAGGUUGGGACCUCCCAGGCAGGUACUCGCCGACGGAUUCCGUGGAUGAUAUUAUUGCAUCUCCUAGUCUAUCGGAUUAUGCCUUGGAUAAUUCUGGCGGAAGCACCGCGCCAGCAGGAAAAUCCAAGAACAGUGGGAAGAGCCGUCCCCAGAGGCGGCCUUCGAAUAGAGAUGAAUUCGACGGACCGCAUCAGUUUCUAGCAAGACCCCCACCGGAUUAUGUUGCAAUGCAGGAAAGGGAGCUGCCGCACCUCCCAACAAAUCUCUUGGUACAAGAGCAGGAUAGUGUCCUGACGCAGGUCAACGAUCGACUCUCGCAGUGCGCGUUCGACUUUGUUGCAAAAUACCAGUUUCCCAUCCCAUUGACACAGGACAUGAGACCGGUGGAGAGACCGCAGGACCGAGAAUGGACCGAAUGGGUUUACUUACUGAAGCGCCUAGCCACCAAGAGGCGAAUACCCGCCCGGGUUCUAUACAAUGGACAGAUCAAGCAGUUCGUAACAAUUUUGGAAAAUUCGUUGGAAAUGCGACAUGCUGCUAAGCAUCAGUCGCGCCCGCUGAAGGAUGACCGGAACAUCCUACAAUUGAUCAGUGCUGGUAUCCAGGUUGCCAAAAUCCUCAAGGAUGCAGCCGCAAUGGACUACCUGGACAGACUAUACGUUUCAACCGAACAACAGAUUCAGGAACGAAGUGCUGCGGCGUCGGCACGGUUUCGCUGA
This is a messenger RNA of Hypoxylon fragiforme, 1044 nucleotides long. RefSeq lists its product as uncharacterized. NCBI's taxonomy places the organism in Eukaryota, Fungi, Ascomycota, Sordariomycetes, Xylariales, Hypoxylaceae. The coding region runs from base 1 to 1044 and encodes 347 amino acids. The transcript has 3 exons. The record is from RefSeq and is a predicted model, not a curated record.